AUGAGUUUAGCGAAGCUCGUGCCGGUGUCACGGCUAAAAUAUCUGACCAAAAUCCGCGAUAUCACCAUUGACGACUUUACCUUUCGUCUACACUACCGCUUUACAUUCUCAUUCCUCCUCAUUGGAAGCAUUCUCCUCACCGGUGAGCAGUUCUUCGGCAAGCCCAUCCAGUGCAUUCCCGGCAAGGAUGUCCCCAAGCCCGUCAUUGAGUCCUUUUGUUGGAUAGAGGGAACCUUUACACUGCCAAAGGGCCUGAUGAAGAUCAUCGGCUUCGAGAUUGCCGCCCCCGGCAUUGAGCAGUACAAGGAGUUCGUGGAGGAGGCGAAGAUGGAGAAGGACGAGGUGAUCUCCCACUCGUACUACCAGUGGGUGGGCAUGGUCCUCUUCCUCCAGGCACUCUGCUUCUACGUGCCCCACAUGCUGUGGAAGCUGUGGGAGAAGGGCCGCGUGCAGGGCAUCAUCAACGACCUCAACAAGAUCAUCCUCAAGGCGGAGAAGAAGGACGCCGACCAGAAGAAGCUGGUGGCGUACCUGGCGGACAACAAGGGCAAGAACAACGCCUACGCCUUUCGCUACUUUCUCUGCGAGCUGCUCAAUCUGCUGAACAUCAUCCUGCAGAUGGUCUUCGUCAAUGCCUUCCUCGGCGGCGAGUUUGCCAGCUACGGCAUGGACGUGUGGAAGUUUCUGGACAAGGACCCGGCGGUCCGCGUCGACCCCAUGUCGAAGGUCUUCCCCAAGAUGACCAAGUGCACCUUCCGCAAGUUUGGCCCCAGCGGUGAUGUCCAAAAGUACGACCACCUCUGCAUGCUGCCGCUGAACAUCCUCAACGAGAAGCUCUUCAUCGUCUUCUGGUUCUGGUUCUACGUGGUGCUCUUCUUCAGCUUCGCCAGCGUCCUCUACCGCGUCAUGGUCAUCGGCUGGCCGGGCAGUCGGGAGUUCCUCCUCGCACGCAUGCACAACCUCGCCGACCCGGAGAAG
Rhagoletis zephyria (snowberry fruit fly) is the source of this 978-nucleotide messenger RNA. RefSeq names its product innexin inx2-like. Gene Ontology annotation, molecular function: gap junction channel activity. Lineage: Eukaryota; Metazoa; Arthropoda; Insecta; Diptera; Tephritidae. Gene Ontology annotation, biological process: phototransduction. The record is from RefSeq and is a predicted model, not a curated record. Gene Ontology annotation, cellular component: gap junction; plasma membrane.